Messenger RNA from Plenodomus lingam JN3, 153 nucleotides. The record is from RefSeq and is a predicted model, not a curated record. NCBI's taxonomy places the organism in Eukaryota, Fungi, Ascomycota, Dothideomycetes, Pleosporales, Leptosphaeriaceae.
AUGUAUAUUCAUCCCCUGGUUCUCGACGCUGCGGCUCCGGCCUUGCAGGGCUUUCACCGAUCACGUAGCGAUUGCAUGUGUGCUGUAUGUGUGGGCCUCAUGCGAGGGGGAAGAAGGGCCUGCUUCCCCUGGCGGGCUGGUGGUCUGCGGUAA